Acaulospora morrowiae is the source of this 1407-nucleotide messenger RNA. The record is from the annotation of a GenBank genome assembly. NCBI's taxonomy places the organism in Eukaryota, Fungi, Glomeromycota, Glomeromycetes, Diversisporales, Acaulosporaceae.
AUGUCCUCCCUUCCUCAAUCAAACGGUAUCAGUGGUAUCAAGGCCGACCCAAAGGAUCCUUCCACCUUGGAAUCUAUUUCUUCGGCAAUAUACGGAUUAUCUUCUUAUCUUCCGACUUCCCUCACCUCCCUGCGCAAAGCUAACAUAGUAGACUCUCAACAUUCAAUAAAUUAUUGUACGGAUUAUAUACCACGUCAAUUUUCUGGCGAUACUGAUCCACCAUUGCAUCAGACGCCAGAUGGACUUUUUGAAAAAAAAAAAGAUGUGAUCGUGUACUCUGCAUUUGAUGAAAUUAUAUCGGUUAAUUCUGGUAAUGGUAGUGGUUCGGCAAGCCAAUCGGUCCUUAUGUUGGGUUAUCCCGACGGAUUUCAAAUAUGGAAUGUGACAAGUCCCGAUAACGUUCACGAACUCAUCUCCAUAAGGGAUGAGGUGAAGUUUGGUCAGGUCACGUGCAUUAAGGUAAUACCUAAUCCACGGAAUACGCCCAAGGAUGCUCGCGACAAGUAUGCAGAAGUUCGUCCGCUGGUUGGAAUAGUCUGUAUACCAGAAUCACCGCGAGAAAAAGUUCUGCAAGAUUCAUACUUAAAGCAAAAGAGUGUCUUGAAGAUUUUUUCGCUGAGAACACACCAAAUAGUAAAGCAUCUGGAUUUUGAGAAUGAGGGAAACAUCGUUGGAGUGGAUUGCAAUGAGCGUGCUAUUGUUGUGAGUCUUGUCAAUCCGGCAAGGCUUUUUAUCAUAUCACCUUUAACGCUGGCACCAUUAUUCCCUUCCCCGUUGCAAGAUGUGGCAAUCAAUCCAUCCACCAGGACUCCAGUUUUCGCAAUGGGCUCGCGAUUGUUGGCCUACGCAACAACGAGUAACCCACCCGAAAUUAAAAAGGACGGUUAUAUGAUAGGUGAUGGAGAUGGUGUAAUCGGAACAGCGGGCAAAUAUCAGGAGGUAGCCAAAGGUGUUGCAAAAGAGGUCGUCAAUGGCGUCAAGUUUUUAGGUGAUUUCGGACUUCAAACGAUCUCAUCAUACUUUACGAAUUCAUCUCAGAGUUUAACCGUUAAACCACAAUCAACCAUGCCUAUAAACAUUCAAAAUCACGCUGGUAGUAUGAGUCCAGCUUCACGUAGCUCUUUCUCGCCGCAACCUAGCCCAUCGAAUGGUUAUUAUUACAACCCGAGAAUGGGAGGCGUUACCAGCAAUGGUGGGGAAGGUGGCGGUAUUUCAAUUACCGGAAGCAAUGGUUUUGAAAGCGAUAAAGAAAAUGGUGCCGUGGGUGCGAUUAUCAUUCGUGACAUUGGCAAAUCAUGCAGUGUUCAGAAACAGCAACCUCCUGUCGUUGCACAUUUUGCCCCCCACACUCACCCGGUUGGAUAUCUAUCUUUCAAUCCAUCAGGAACAUUCUUAUUUUCCACCUCG